Molecule: messenger RNA, 540 nt
Organism: Rhodofomes roseus
Lineage: Eukaryota; Fungi; Basidiomycota; Agaricomycetes; Polyporales; Fomitopsidaceae
Exons: 5
Coding region: 48-431 (127 amino acids)
Biological process (GO): RNA processing; spliceosomal snRNP assembly
Cellular component (GO): spliceosomal tri-snRNP complex; U1 snRNP; commitment complex
Molecular function (GO): RNA binding
Source: RefSeq, a predicted model, not a curated record
CUGGCUUGCCUGCAUCCUCGCCGUUCACCACACCUCACCUCGCAAAAAUGGCCAACACGGGUCUCGGAGUGCCCGUCAAGCUGCUACAUGAGUCUCUGGGACACAUCAUCACGGUUGAGCUGAAGACUGGGCAGCUCUACAGAGGAAAACUCGCUGAGGCCGAGGACAACCUCAAUAUCUCCUUGAAGGAUAUCACGGUCACAGGACGCGAUGGCCGUGUAUCACAACUAGACCAGGUAUACAUCAGGGGAAGUAUGGUCCGAUUCUUCAUCGUGCCGGACAUGUUGCAAAACGCGCCUAUGUUCAAGAGAGUGGGUCCGAACGCGAUGAGGGGGAGAGGUAUCGGUACGGCGCGUGGAAGGGCCACGAUCAUGCGGGCAAAUGCUCGUCGUGGUCGCGGUGUCCCUGCUGCUCGUGGAAUCAGGCGAUGAGGUGGUGUACUCGAUGCUCGGCACGUUUGUCUCGCGCAAAAUUUUGUUCCAUAGCUGUCUCAGUAUGUCUCUUUUGCUUUUCAAUCACAUGUACAAGAUGAGCCAUCGA